AAAAGUCACAGCAUUAGGCAGGGCUUCAAAAAUACUCGACGUCGUAUAAGUACACACGCCCAGAUAACGUUAUGUAAAGCACGUCGUCUACUAUCCUUCCUGCUGUUAGUCACAAGCAUGACUUAUGAUGCUGCGUGCUUUUAGCUUCAUUAAAACUCCUCGCGGAUUUUAUCGACGUUCUUAUGGAGUAAUAACUGGGCACCAGCACACAAGUUUAAAUCAAGAUGGAAGUUUGUAUCCAAGUCACAUCCCAACCAACUCUGUUCAGAAAGCUCUUCUAGCUGUGGGUUCUGGAGUGGCUGCCCUACUGAACCCCUACAGACAUGACAUGGUCGCUGUACUUGGGGAGGCCACUGGUCACAUGGCCCUAAUCAGACUUAGGGACAGGAUGAGAAAUGAUCCCGAAGGUUACACUAUUCUCACAGAGCGUCCUAGGAUUCGGUUGUCUACACUGGACCUCACUCGAAUGUGUGCUUUGCCAGAGGGGACAUUAGGAAGAGAGUAUCUUCGCUUUCUUGAAAAAAAUAAAGUCACCCCUGACACACGGGCGGACGUGAAGUUUGUGGAUGAUCAAGAGCUAGCAUAUGUCAUGCAGCGAUAUCGUGAAGUCCAUGACCUGUUGCAUACCCUGCUUGGCAUGCCGACCAACAUGCUGGGUGAGGUCGCUGUGAAGUGGUUUGAGGCUGCACAGACUGGUCUUCCCAUGUGUGUUCUUGGAGCAACUCUUGGACCUCUACGCCUAUCCGUCAGUCGUCUGCAGAUGCUGGUUCAGUCUCUGGGUCCCUGGGCUCUGCGUAAUGGCCGUCACGGCCGCUGUGUUCUCAGCAUUUUCUAUGAGCACCGAUGGGAGCAGAACCUUGAUGACCUCAGAAAAGAACUGAACAUUGAGUCACCACCACUUCAUCUUUUCCCCAGCAAGAACACAUCCUCAAACAGCUUUAUCAAACAGUAACCUUAUCUUAUAACUGAUUUAACUGACGGAAAUUUUGUCUUGUGGGGGUGUCCUACUAAAAACAAUCAUCAUUAUAUUUUAAAUAGCCUGCUUCCUGGAACCGGUCUUUGUUCUUAAAUAAGGAACAUGAAUAGUUCACUAUUGUUAACAAUUAGAUGACCAACUGAAAGGUUUAUUCCUUCUAUUCACAUGUGCAGUGAAGUUUUACAUCCCUGACACUACUCUAGUAUUUUAAUGUUAUGUAUUUUAUAAAAUCUGUCUGUAUGUUUGUAUUAUUUUAUUGUCACCAUAAACGUAAUGUGAUUCUAUUUAUACUUGCCAUAGUGUCAUACAUGAAGAGAUUAUGAUGUACAGUAAUAUACAGAGAUACGAUUGUAACUUAAAUAUGGAAAUGGGUCAAAUGUAGUUACAAAUUAUGAUUUUUAUUAUUUGAUGAUAAUGCUAUUUUUUCUAUUACUAUGUUUAGUUUGUUAAAUUGUUUUCUUUAAAUUAAAUAAUUGAAAAAUAACAAUGCACAGAUGUUCACAAACUGUGCACCAAUAAACAAAUCAAAUGCAUAGCAGGUUUGGCAACUCAAAUUUGUUUCUUGGCUGUUUUGCAUUAAAUUAAAGAGUACCAAAAUUCUGUCGUCAUGUAUCCACCAUCAUGUGAUUUAAAAACUGUAGAGGACUUUCUU
Molecule: messenger RNA, 1628 nt
Organism: Triplophysa rosa
Lineage: Eukaryota; Metazoa; Chordata; Actinopteri; Cypriniformes; Nemacheilidae
Gene: coq4
Product: coenzyme Q4 homolog (S. cerevisiae)
Exons: 7
Coding region: 125-952 (275 amino acids)
Biological process (GO): ubiquinone biosynthetic process
Cellular component (GO): mitochondrial inner membrane; mitochondrion
Source: RefSeq, a predicted model, not a curated record